Molecule: messenger RNA, 2756 nt
Organism: Rhinichthys klamathensis goyatoka
Lineage: Eukaryota; Metazoa; Chordata; Actinopteri; Cypriniformes; Leuciscidae
Gene: acbd3
Product: acyl-Coenzyme A binding domain containing 3
Exons: 8
Coding region: 53-1612 (519 amino acids)
Cellular component (GO): Golgi membrane
Molecular function (GO): fatty-acyl-CoA binding
Source: RefSeq, a predicted model, not a curated record
GCGGAGCCGGGCGGAAGUAGGUACGUGGCUGCUUCAGCUGACAUUCUGCACGAUGGCGACAGAGGUUCAGAGCGGCGACCUCAACAGUGCAAAUUCAAGCCGGCUCGAAGUUUCAAUCGACGGUUUGACUCUAAGCCCGGAUUCCGAGGGCGAGCAAGAACAGGCCGAGACGCCCGCCUCCCGCUCGGCGGACCAGAACGCUGACAACCCUGUGAGUGUCGAUGGAGAGGAGGGCGAACCUGCCAUCGAGAAGAAAUGGGGCUUUGAUUUAGUCGAGCUCUACGGGCUGGCGCUCAGGUUCUUUAAAGAGAAAGAUGGGAAAGCCUUCCACCCGACCUAUGAGGAUAAACUUCGUCUGGUAGCCCUCCACAAGCAGGUGUUGCAGGGGCCUUACAACCCAGAUGCUUCCCCUGAGGUGGGCUUCUUCGAUGUGCUGGGAAACGACCGCAGAAGAGAAUGGGCAUCUCUGGGCAACAUGGAGAAGGACGAGGCCAUGCUUGAGUUUGUAAAGCUAUUGAAUAAAUGUUGCAAUUUAUUUGCACCUUUCGUCGCAUCACACAAGAUUGAAAAGGAGGAGCAAGAGAGAAAGAGGCAGGAGGAAGAGGAGCAGCGGCGCAGAGAGGACGAAGAGCGUGAGCGACUGCGUCAAGAGGAGGAGAGGCGCAGGCGUGAAGAAGAGGAGAGGCUGAGGAGAGAAGAAGAGGAAAGAAGACAAGUUGAGGAAGAACGACUCCGUGUAGAGCAGCAGAAGCAGCAGAUCAUGGCUGCACUCAAUGCGCAGACAGCGGUGCAGUUUCAGCAGUAUGCAGCGCAGCAGUACCCCGACAGUCCCGAACAGCAGCUCAUCCUCAUCCGGCAGCUGCAGGAGCAGCACUAUCAGCAGUACAUGCAGCAGCUGUAUCAGGUGCAGCUCGCUCAGCAGCAGGCUGCCUUGCAGAAACAACAGGAGGAUGCUAUAGUGCUGUCUACAUUAGAGGCCAGUGAGGUGUCAGUGCCUUUUGCUGGAGAGGAGGUUCCCACACUGAACGGACAGGCAGAGUCCACUGCUGACAGCUUAGAGCGAGAGCCAGACCUGGAGCCUGCAGACGAGGUCACUGAGAAUGGACCCACCGACUCUCCCCCUGUAAUAGCAGCCCCCUCAAUGUGGACCCGGCCACAGAUAAAAGACUUUAAAGAGAAGAUCCGUCAGGAUGUGGACUCUGUGAUCACGGUGGGCCGGGGGGAAGUGGUGACCGUCCGGGUCCCCACCCAUGAGGAGGGCUCCUAUCUCUUCUGGGAGUUUGCCACCGACUAUUACGACAUUGGCUUUGGAGUCUUCUUUGAAUGGACUGACUCUACUAACGCAUCGGUCAGCGUGCACGUCAGCGAGUCUAGUGACGAAGAUGAGGAUGAAGAAGGUGAAGGGCAGUCUGAGGAAGAGAAAGCCAAGAAGGAGGCUGGGAAACCACAGGUGGAUGAGAUAGUGCCGGUGUACCGGCGGGACUGUCAUGAGGAGGUGUACGCUGGGAGUCACCAGUAUCCCGGCCGUGGUAUAUACUUGCUCAAGUUCGACAACUCCUACUCGCUCUGGAGGUCUAAAACAGUCUACUACAGAGUAUACUACACCAGAUAAGCCUGGAGUCAAGACUGUGGGACAGGAAUAUAUGUGUGUGUAUGUAAAGAGAUAGUUGGAAAGAAAGAAAGAUCAAAACAAGGAAAUUUACGGGAUGUCUACUACUGGGAGAGGGACAAAGAGAUUUAAUAUUGAGUGUGCGUGUUUCGAUGUGUAUGCAAACUUUAUGAGUGUGUCUGUCAUGCUGUUUGAGUCCAGGAAGAAUGGGCCGUGUACAUGGCUCCUCUGUUUUGCACUCUUAAAGGUAUACUCUGGAUUUUGUGCUUGAUGUCACUGUCCUCUAUACCCAAUGUGACUAAUUUCAGCCUCUGUCUUCAAAUUUCAUCCAAAGAGGUGCAGGAUAAAUGUGUGUAUCCUAAUUAAAACGUCCUACAAACGUCAUGUUUAGGUAAUAAACAAUGGAGCAAACACGCCUUUCUCUUGGAGAACUUCCUUAUUUAGGUCAACACUGAGUAAAUCAACCAGUAGCGUCUAUCUGUACUCGUGUUUCUCCCCUAUCAGCACACAGGACCGGAGUGCAUCGGCGAGUGUGAGAUAAAACGAACGGGCAGGACUUUUCUAACAAUGCAAAGAUGGAUCUGAAGGCCUUUACGAAAGAAGAUUUUGCAGCAUUUUCUAAACCGGAUGGAUUCUGUCUAAAACAUUUAAUAUUUAUUAAUCUCUGUGGUAGAUUAGGGUCAUGUAUGUGUCUGUAAGUCGUAUAACAUUUAUCUCAUCUCUCCAUCAUUCGCUUCUUUGCUUCCACAGAGCCCCAGAUUUAUUGUGUUCUUUUUUUGUAUUUCUCCCUCUUUAUCAUCAAUGCGAGAUUUAUCAGUGUUGACUUUUAAUGUGGCACAGCUAGUAGUUCAAAAUAUUCUUGCCUUUCAGUUUGGUCAUUUCUUUGUUAUUUUAUGCAUGUAGUUACAGACAGCCGUGUCAGAACUUAAAACUUAAUGUAUAUUGAUUUAAACUUGUACUUGUCACACUUAUACUUUGUUCUCUAUAACAGAAAAUAACAAGCAUCUCUCAUUGUCCUUUCUAAUAAUAAUGAAGUGUUUGUAUAGCUGAUGAGACUAACUAUCAAAAGCAGCAUUGCUGAUUAACAUUUACUGUUAUUUAUUGGACUGUUCAGUGCAUUGAAGAUUAUUACAGUGAAGUUGCUGAG